GGCGGACGCCAGAGGCAUCUCCGCGGAAGACUAGCGCCGGGGAGCAGGGCGCGGGCGGCCGGGGGGAGGCGCGGCGCCUCUCCGCCUUCCGCUCGUCCUCGCAGCGCCCUCACCCGCUUCCAAGCCCCGCACGGACUUCGGUGUCUCCGCCUCCAUCCCCUCCACGAGAAAAGGAGAUUGACAAAUACCGACCUUUAGGUGCCGGCGACUGUUCUGCGGGUUCGUUCCGGGGCCGGAAAAGAAUGGUAACAUGAGCUGCGGAGGGCGAGAGCGUCGCCGCGGGAAGGGACGAGCCUGAGGGGCAGAGCGCUCACUCUUCAGAGGACCGCGCUCUGAGGAGGGCGCUUCCACUUCCUGGCUGGACGCCGCUGACAUCUGUAGCCUUCGGAUUCCCGCCGGGUUCCCGGGCUCCGAGGCGCUGCCUGCAGAGGAGCGUGCGGACAGUUCCUGGCCCUCCCUCCGAACCGGAGUUGUGCCCGGACUCCUAGUCCCUUGGUUCCGGGGGAGCCCGGUCGCCGGCACGCUGGCUCCGGAGGGAGUGGAACUCGAGUUCAGAUGGCCAACUCCCUCUGAAUCGUGCAGAUUGGUGCUGAGCACGCAACAAAAGUUUGUAGCUUCUCAGUUUCUGGUGCCUCGCAGGGGAGAGGAAAGGAAUUUGACGUUAAACUCAAGGAGCAGUCAGGGAGCCAUCUCCUUUAACUUUUCUUCUCUGUUACCAUUUGCAAUGAAGAGAAAACAGAAGAGAUUUCUGCAGAUGACUUUGUUAUUCACGGUGGCUUUAAUUUUCCUGCCUAACAUUGGUCUCUGGUCUCUGUACAAGGAUAAGCACCUGGUGAAGUCGGCGGAGCCUGGGGAGCAGCAGACAUUUCCACUGGGCCUGGGAGAUGGGCAAUUCUAUUCAUGGACAGAUGGUUUGAGAAGAAAGGACUGGCAUGACUAUGAAAGCAUUCAGAAAGAGGCUAUGCGCUCAGGGAAAGGUGAACAUGGGAAACCUUACCCCCUUACCGAAGAGGACCAUGAUGACUCAGCUUACAGGGAAAAUGGUUUCAAUAUUUUUGUCAGCAACAAUAUUGCUCUAGAGAGGUCUCUGCCAGAUAUUCGUCAUGCUAACUGUAAGCACAAGAUGUAUCUGGAAAGGCUGCCAAACACCAGCAUCAUUAUCCCAUUUCAUAAUGAAGGUUGGACUUCACUCCUGAGGACCAUACACAGUAUAAUUAACCGCACCCCGGAGAGUCUGAUAGCAGAAAUCAUUCUAGUAGAUGACUUCAGUGAGAGAGAACACUUGAAGGAUAAGUUGGAAGAAUACAUGGCCCGAUUUUCCAAAGUGAGGAUUGUUCGCACCAAGAAAAGAGAAGGACUCAUCCGGACCCGACUCUUGGGAGCAUCUAUGGCCAGAGGAGAAGUCCUGACGUUCCUGGACUCCCACUGCGAGGUCAAUGUGAACUGGCUGCCCCCGCUCCUCAACCAAAUUGCACUAAACCACAAAACCAUCGUGUGUCCCAUGAUCGAUGUCAUUGACCACAAUCACUUUGGGUAUGAGGCACAAGCUGGGGAUGCCAUGCGAGGAGCCUUCGACUGGGAAAUGUACUACAAGAGAAUCCCCAUCCCUCCAGAGCUCCAGAGGGCAGAUCCCAGCGACCCUUUUGAGUCUCCUGUUAUGGCUGGAGGUCUCUUUGCUGUGGAUCGGAAAUGGUUUUGGGAAUUGGGUGGCUAUGAUCCAGGUUUAGAAAUCUGGGGAGGAGAACAGUAUGAAAUCUCUUUUAAGGUUUGGAUGUGUGGAGGAGAAAUGUUUGAUGUUCCAUGUUCUAGAGUUGGUCAUAUCUACAGGAAGUAUGUUCCAUACAAAGUUCCAUCUGGCACCAGCCUGGCAAGAAACCUGAAGCGGGUAGCUGAGACCUGGAUGGAUGAAUUUGCCGAGUACAUUUAUCAGCGGCGGCCAGAGUACAGGCAUCUCUCCACGGGGGACAUCUCUGCCCAAAAGGAGUUGCGCAAGCAGCUAAAGUGCAAGGACUUCAAAUGGUUCAUGGCUGCAGUGGCCUGGGACGUGCCUAAAUACUACCCUCCAGUGGAGCCCCCGCCUGCUGCCUGGGGGGAGAUCCGAAACAUAGCAGCAAAUCUCUGUGUGGACAGCAAGCAUGGAGCCACCGGAACAGAGCUGAGGCUGGACAUCUGUGUCAAGGAUGGUUCUGAACGAACAUGGUCUCAUGAACAGCUCUUUACCUUUGGAUGGAGGGAAGAUAUUCGACCUGGUGAGCCACUGCAUACCCGGAAAUUCUGCUUCGAUGCCAUCUCACACAACAGCCCAGUCACACUCUAUGACUGUCAUGGCAUGAAGGGCAACCAGCUCUGGGGAUACCGGAAGGACAGAACAUUAUUCCAUUCUGUGAGCAACAGCUGCAUGGAUUGCAACCCCGCAGAGAAGAAGAUUUUCAUGGCCAGAUGUGACCCUCUCUCUGAGACUCAGCAGUGGAUUUUUGAACACAUUAAUAUGACUGUUUUAGAAAAAUUUAACCACCAUGCCAGCUCCUAGAAAGAAAGAAGGAAGAAAGAGUGAUUACCUACAGAUUAUAAAUGAAAUUUUAGCCAGCAUCUGGGUCAAAGGAGUCAGGAAUAACAUUUCCUCGAUCCAGGAAGGCUGGUUUAAAAAUCUGUAAAUGCCAUGUUAAAGUAGGUUGUUUUGAAGAACUUCCUGCAUCUGAAGAACUUGGCUGAGAAUCUCACCAGCUGCUUCUGAGAGCUCGAGACUAGCAGUUCCCUUGCUGGCCAAGGGCAAAGAUUAUUUAGGGACUUUUCAAAACAACUGCUGAGCUAAUAAAUCCUAGCAUUUCUCAGGUCAAAUCCUGCAGUAGUGAGUAGCUAUGAAUGGAUCCUAUUAAAUGGGUGGGAGGGGGGUGAAAAUGGAGUGCAUGACUGCUCUGACAACCUGAGGGUAUCACAGGUUUAGAACUAGCCACGCUUAAGGGGUGAGCUGUACUCUUUGGUGCCAUUCUCUGACUAAGAAUGGGUUAAGCAGGUUUAACCCUUAAAAGUGCUGCAGAUGAUUUCAGAGUGCUCAUACCAUUCUGGUUUCUUUUGCUUUAUUUUUAAAUGAGGGUGCAAUAUCUAAUGUAAGACUCAAACUACAUAAUGAAAUGGACAUCCAGUGAUCACAUUCUUUCAUUUAUAUUUGCUGUUUUCCUUUCAGAGCAAAGGUUUCUUAUUGUUCGUGAAAAUUCAUGCUCCAUGAAUCCACUGAAUUUCUAAUUCAAUGCCCUUCUAUGAAUCCAGUUAAAAACAACAAAAAAACUACUCUAUCAAGUUACUCCAAAGAAAGAUUUCACAGAAGCAGCAAAACCAUAUAAGAUUUAGGAGAGGGACUUCCCUGGGAAAUCUAUUUUUACUUUUCUAUUAUUUUUAAAAUCUUAAAAGUCUGAUAUUUGUCCGGUCAUAAUUUUUAUUAAGCAAGGAAAUGGAGUGAGGUUGAUGUAAUUUGUUUAGGAGAUUCCUCAACCCAAAUAAAUCUACACUCCAAGUGAUGUGUGAAAACGGCUUGGUUCACUUUAAUUCUGUUUAGUCAGUGGUGGGAGCUUAGAAGUGGUUUUGUUUGUUCGUUUAUUUAUUUGGGUUUUUAAAAUUGUUGUUCUUUUGUAGUGUUGAUAUGAAUGAUGUUCUUUUCUUUGGAAGCUCAUAAAAGGGAUUACCGUUAAUAAAGUGUUUCUGACACCAUUUUCUGUUAAUGGGACAAUAUUUCGGGGAUGAAGAAAGACAUGCUCUGAAAACUAAAUGGAACGUUUAAUCCUUAAAACAAUUUUUUACUGUUCAAUAAUGUCAGGUUGGGGGAAGAAUAUACAAGUACUAAGGUGGUCCUCAGGAAGAAAGAAUCAUUUUUAUUAUACGUCUCUCAAGUUUUUUUGGUAUAACAAUGUUUUGACUUUGCUUUUUUGUUUUAAGCUGGUAUUCCUGUUAAUAAAAAUUUAUAUAACA
This is a messenger RNA of Sapajus apella (tufted capuchin), 3963 nucleotides long. RefSeq names its product polypeptide N-acetylgalactosaminyltransferase like 6 (gene GALNTL6). NCBI's taxonomy places the organism in Eukaryota, Metazoa, Chordata, Mammalia, Primates, Cebidae. The record is from RefSeq and is a predicted model, not a curated record. The transcript is spliced from 13 exons. Bases 725 to 2530 code for a protein of 601 amino acids. Gene Ontology annotation, cellular component: Golgi apparatus.